GCCGCCGCUCAGGCCCAGAAGUGGACGGUUCCUACUGCGGCUAGGCACCGGCUGGGCUCCCGCGUCGGGCCCGCUUUUCAAGCUUGCACCUGGCUCAACCUCAACCCAGCUCGGCCCGGGCCCGGUCUCGGAACGAAGGCGCCGUUGCCGCUGGGCCUCUCGCAGGGCCAUGAAGAAGCGGCGGCAGCCACUGCGGCCCUCGUCAAGGUGACCAGCCAGCCCGGACUGCAGCGGACCUCUCCAGCAGGUUAUGUCACCAACAGAGGUGACACUGAAGUUCCCUGUGGCCUGGAGACUAUGUACAAGAGGAAUGGUCUGAUGGCUAGCAUGUUGGUCACCUCUGCCACUCCACAGGGCAGCAGCAGCUCAGACUCGCUGGAGGGCCAGAGCUGCGACUAUGCCAGCAAGAGCUACGAUGCUGUCGUCUUCGACGUUCUGAAAGUGACUCCCGAGGAGUUUGCCAGUCAGAUCACAUUGAUGGACAUCCCCGUGUUCAAAGCCAUCCAGCCAGAGGAAUUGGCCAGCUGCGGGUGGAGUAAAAAGGAGAAACACAGUCUUGCCCCGAAUGUCGUGGCCUUUACUCGGAGGUUCAACCAGGUCAGUUUUUGGGUCGUACGAGAAAUUCUAACAGCACAGACUUUAAAAAUAAGGGCAGAAAUCCUGAGCCAUUUUGUGAAAAUAGCCAAGAAACUUCUAGAGCUCAACAACCUUCAUUCUCUCAUGUCUGUGGUGUCAGCAUUACAAAGUGCUCCCAUCUUCAGGCUGACAAAAACCUGGGCUCUUUUGAAUCGCAAAGACAAGACCACUUUUGAGAAACUGGACUACCUGAUGUCCAAAGAAGACAACUACAAGCGAACUCGGGACUACAUCCGAAGUCUGAAGAUGGUGCCCAGCAUUCCCUAUCUAGGAAUCUACCUUCUGGACUUGAUCUACAUUGAUUCUGCAUACCCUGCCUCUGGCAGCAUCAUGGAAAACGAACAAAGAUCCAACCAGAUGAACAACAUCCUCCGAAUCAUUGCCGAUUUACAAGUUUCCUGCAGCUAUGAUCACCUCACUACCCUGCCACAUGUACAAAAGUAUCUGAAGUCUGUGCGCUACAUCGAGGAGCUCCAGAAGUUUGUAGAAGAUGAUAAUUACAAGUUGUCACUCAGAAUUGAACCAGGAAGCAGCUCUCCAAGACUAGUCUCUUCCAAGGAAGAUCUUGCAGGCCCCUCUGCUGGCUCCAGCUCAGCCAGGUUCCGCCGGAGACCCACCUGUCCAGAUGCAUCUGUGGCCAGCAGCCUCCCCACACCGCCAGUCCCCAGACACAGGAAGAGCCACAGCCUGGGCAACAAUCUGAUGUGUCAGUUGAGUGUAGUUGAAAGUAAGAGUGCAACAUUCCCAUCGGAGAAGGCCAGGCACCUGCUGGACGACAGUGUCCUAGAGUCCCGCAGCCCCCGCAGGGGCCUCACCCAUACCUCCUCCACCGCCAUCACCAACGGACUCUCCCUAGGCAGUAGUGAGAGCUCAGAGUUUAGUGAAGAAAUGUCUGCAGGGCUGGAAAGCAGGGGACGUCUUUAUGCCACACUGGGGCCUAACUGGCGGGUUCCAGUUCGGAAUUCUCCCAGAACUCGGAGCUGUGUCUACAGCCCCACGAGCCCUUGCACCUGUACUGUGGGAAGCUCGGCCGCUGUGCCCACUAUGGAGGGGCCUCUGAGACGGAAAACCCUGCUCAAGGAAGGCCGGAAGCCUGCACUGGCCUCGUGGACCAGGUACUGGGUUGUGCUCUCAGGAUCCACCCUCCUUUACUAUGGAGCCAAGUCCUUGCGGGGCACAGACAGAAAACAUUAUAAAUCUACACCUGGCAAGAAGGUCUCCAUCAUAGGCUGGAUGGUGCAGCUGCCUGAUGACCCCGAGCACCCAGAUAUCUUCCAGCUGAAUAACCCUGACAAAGGCAAUGUUUACAAGUUCCAGACGGGCUCCCGUUUUCAUGCGAUACUGUGGCACAAGCAUUUGGAUGAUGCGUGUAAAAGCAACAGGCCUCAGGUACCUGCAAAUCUUAUGUCAUUUGAAUGAGUAUCUGCAGGACUUGGUGUGACUGCAAAGGCUUCUGAGAGCCUAGACUAGGUCUGAUGGAAGAAAGCAGCUCUGGGCAUAAGCUGUGGGCCAAGGCACUGGGCUCUCAUAGCUGGACUUGAGGAAUAUGGCCGUGGCCUUACAGUCCUGGAUGGCUUCCCAGUGCAAGAUCCACCUGUCAACCCACAGCAACUCUCAUGAAUCAUUCUGCAGCAGCACCCCACCAAGUGGUUGUCAGACCCCAAACUGCACCCCUAUGCCCCCUCUCUGGGCCAUCGUCUGUCCACCAGCUGCUUCUGCAUCAGGGGAGCAUUUGACCCAUGUUGGGUUCUCCAUGCUUUCUGCUGCACACAGAGUGGAUGGCACUAAUCUUCGAGAGGUCUGAAGAGCAGAGAUGGGCUGCUGGACAGGCUUGUUACACCCCAAGUGCACAGGCCACUUGCCCACAGGGCCGCCUCAGAUUUUGUAUACCCCCAAAGCAUCCUCUGCCUAUGUGUACUCUGUGUGUGUGUGUGUGUGUGUGUGUGUGUGUGUGUGUGUGUGUGAACUCUCUGAGAAACAUACAUUUUGGCACAAGACUUGUGACAUCACACACUUAUUGGCUUUGAGGCCCUGCUUAAAGCUUUAGUUAUAGCCUUGUCCUCUAAGAAAAGUCUGAAGGGAAUCCAGAAGCUCCAUGUUAAGGGUCCCUUGAGUUCUUACUGUAAACAAACAAUGCCUUAAAUUGUGUCUUGUUUUCUGUUCCUAUGGGUGCUAUUCAUCUGGAUGGCCUGUUCCCUGGGCCCCAGGCCCUCCUGGGUCUUGUUGUCAGCCCACCUGAGGCAGACCCCGUUUCCGGACCGCAUCCUGAGCACUGGCCUGCUUGCUCCGUACCAUGAGCUUCCCUGAUGGGCCUAUGGGCUCUUUUUGAUCUCACCCACUCCUGCCAUGCUGGUGUGGGAAGCUGGGGCCUUUUCUCCCAGCAGCUUGGAGGCCCCUACAGUGUUCGGUGGUCAGAAGCUAUGCCACCCUGCAUAUUUCCACAGGGCAGAAUUGUGCUCCUGUCUUCUCACCCUUGCCACCACUGCCAGGGCCAGCCACACUGAUUCCUGAUCACACAGGGAGCUGAGUGACACGGAGGCCUUAAGCCCCCUCAGUCUUGCCCCUAAAUGUAGUUAGUCACCAGCAAGUUCUCAUCCAAGUUCAAGGGCCCGGGUGUUGAUGACCAGGUGACAAGAGAGCCCAACCCUAGGGAGUGAGAUGCCCAGCCUCUUCAUGAGCAAGGACCUUUAUCUGUCACCUGUUGUCACUGAUAAGGUGAUUUUCACUUUGCACAUUUUAACUAAAGCAUAUUGCCCUUUGUCAUCACUGAUCCUCUCUAUCCCUCUCCCUCCUUGAAUUGGGUACCCUAACCCUCAGAAGAAAAUCUCUGUUUUUUGGAAAAGGCUGAAUUUCUGGGUCCCUGUGGUUACCAUAGUUUUACACAGUAACCAGUCAUGAAAUUGUCCCAACAAUAAUGGAGAAGCUGCAGACAACCCCAUAACCAUGAACUUGCUUACCACCAAAAAGCUCUGUAUUGCAAACAAAAUGGUGACAUGUUUCUAAAAACAUGGAUGACUUGGUGGAGCAAGUAGUUGUCGCCAUGGUGGUACGUUUUGGUAAGCCUUGCUGUACUCUGAAGCUAACCUUCCUGUGGGCAGAGCCUGAAUAUUUUCAUGCCAAGAGAAACUCCAUGAGGUAAAGUUGAUGGCAUCAAACCUUGACCACAGCUGCCUUGCACAUCCACCCCCACCAGGGGUCCAGGUGUGUGCACCGGAUUCUACCAACAUCGGCUCCAGUUAGAAUCCAGAAGAUGAAUGACGGGGUCAGACACUCCAGGCACCUCCAAGCAGAACCAUUCGUGGUCACACUUUAACCUAUACCAACCCCGAGCCUGCCUGUUAACUCCUAGAAACCCAGACCAUCAGCUGCCUGUUUCCUCUAGGCAUCUGCUCUUGAGCUCAUUUUUGGGUUCUCACAUGUGCAGUGUCAGACAUCAAAAGCCCCAGAACUUCCGUCUCACUAAGGUAACAUUUUGCCCUUUACAGAUCUGUCUUAUGAGACACAAGUGUUUUCUUCCAGGCCUAAUCUGAAAGAGCACAAUCACAAUUAUUUUCAAAGUGUUUAAUCGUCUCCCUAAUUAAAACCAAAUUCCCCUCCCACAAGCAUCCUUACCAUGGACUUUUGAAGACACCUGCUUGGACUUGAUUAGUGAAAAGCCUUGUAGGACUCUUGUGAGCCUUGAAGGUGGCAGGAGAGCCCUGUAGAUGGAGUUAAAAGAUACUUGGUUCUCCAAGCAGGGCCUUAGGCCAAGCAUACAAGCUCAGCGCUGACAUCCCCAGUGCUGGCUUGUCACACAAGGCUGCAGGGGAGGUGGCCAGAUCAUGCGACAGAGGCAGAAAUCCUUUGGUAGAUUCUUAGCCUGGAAGGAAGCUGUUCUGCACUUUUGUUCCACUGUCCAUAGUACACAAAUACUGUGAAACUGUUGGUGGUGGUGCCAGUUACUGCCUUGCAGACAGACCCUGACACUCCAAACUGAGAGCUGUAGAAUGCCGUUUAGAAACUGGAAUGGGCAGCUGGUAGUAUUAUGAAGUCCCAAAGCCCACUCAUCACAACAGGAGUAACUCUGUCCCUCUCCAGUGUACAAGUUUUGUAACUCAAACUCAUCCAAGUGUAUGCUGGCAAGCAAGAUACCUUGUAGAUACUGGACUUGGAGGGAAGCACCAGAAACACUCUCCUACACAAGCCAGCAGGAGAGGUUGGCCUUUCCUCUCGCCUAACCAGAUGCUUUGCACACUUGUUGGACCAAGAUGCUGAGCAGGUAGACACAUUUGUGUCUUGCCAGCAGGCUCUCUGUAUUUCUCCUUCUUACCAAGAUGGCCAGUGGUUCGUCUGUCAGUUUACUCUUGCUUCUCCAGCCUAAGAAAGGUGUGCUGUUUUUUUGUUUGUUUAUUUUUUAAUAUCAAUUUUCAGAUGGAAAAUGAUCUGUAAAACUGGGAAGCCAUUUCUAAGCCAAGGUUGCUUUAAUCUGCAUGUGGAAUCCAGAGCUUUGCAACCUCUAUUGAAUAUUGCCAAAAGCACAGCUUCUCUUCUUUGUGUGACCCUUAAACUGGCUGUAUGUCAUAUUGAUAUGUUGGGUGAUUUCAUGUUAUAAAACAAAACCCCACCUGCACAAAGCCCUUUUGAAAGUGUAUUUAUUGCAUAAACAUUCAUUCAUAUCUCAAGUGAAUACUUCUUAUACACCAGGCUCUACCCAGACAGAAAAUGGCUAGAAACAAGACAAAUCCAAUUUUGGCCUUUGUAGAACUUCCCAGUCAAUGAUCAAAUAAUCACCACCUCACACACCAACUUUUGCAAGACCCUGCCUGAAUACAGAUCUUGUGCAUUGGUUCUUCCAGGAAGACUUCAGACUGAAUGGGAGUGUUGGGAGAGUAAGUUGCAUUGAGGACUAGCUGGAGUCUCAACACUGGAGACUGGCUGGCUCUGAGCAGCCAGAUACAGAUCUAUGUUCAAGAGUAACCAGGGGUUACAGGGAGGAUGCCAAAGGCGGAAUGAGAGAGUAGAGUCUGAGUGCUUGCCAUAUGCACAGUCCCUCCCCCUCCCCAUUUACUCUGUAACUUCAGUGUUACAUUCAAAUACAGUAUGAGUGGGAGCUGGGGUGUCCCUGGGAGCUGAGGACUUGGACUUUGGUCCACCCUGUAACCUGCUGCUGCACAAAUGUGUAUCCCGUGGACAGCCCCAAAUUGCCACUCACAGCAGCAAGAUCAUCUGCCAUUUUGGAAGGACUGUGACCAUUCAGAAAUGAAAUGAUAGUGAUUCAUUUAUUAGUGAGGUAUACUCUUUAAUAAAUUUUGUGCCAAAAUGCAUGGUUUCCCACUUAGCAUUCAAUAUGUUGUAUAGAGAAUAGUUUUCAAUUUCUUACGUGUUCUUCCAAGUAAACUGAAAAUGAGUUCUCACAUCUUACUUUGUUUCUUGUUAAAUCUGCUGUACCUCCCCAAGCUGUCUUUUUUUCCCCAACAGACCCUGCAUGCAGUUGUGUGAGGACUUUUCUCUAACAUUUGUAAAUUGUCUCAUCUGCAAUAACCACUGAACAUCAUCCCUCCUUGGGAUUCUUUAGAUUUUUGGUGAAGUAUUUUGUUACCUCAGUCUUGUAUCAAGUUGCUGUAUUUUUCAGCUUAUUACACUGAUAAUAAUUGUCUCACUAAUUAAAUACUUUAAUGUAUAUACAUCUUUGUUUACUUUGAAAUUAAAUGUGUUUUCCAAUGAA
This is a messenger RNA of Grammomys surdaster, 6340 nucleotides long. It is a transcript of the gene Ralgps1, whose product is annotated as Ral GEF with PH domain and SH3 binding motif 1. Gene Ontology annotation, biological process: Ras protein signal transduction; positive regulation of GTPase activity. Lineage: Eukaryota; Metazoa; Chordata; Mammalia; Rodentia; Muridae. The transcript is spliced from 20 exons. The coding region runs from base 298 to 2055 and encodes 585 amino acids. Gene Ontology annotation, cellular component: plasma membrane. Gene Ontology annotation, molecular function: guanyl-nucleotide exchange factor activity. The record is from RefSeq and is a predicted model, not a curated record.